Molecule: messenger RNA, 1782 nt
Organism: Budorcas taxicolor (takin)
Lineage: Eukaryota; Metazoa; Chordata; Mammalia; Artiodactyla; Bovidae
Gene: TESPA1
Product: thymocyte expressed, positive selection associated 1
Exons: 10
Coding region: 1-1782 (593 amino acids)
Molecular function (GO): signaling receptor binding
Source: RefSeq, a predicted model, not a curated record
AUGGAGGGCUCUGUACUGAGCCCCACGUCCUGGGAGAGACGCAGGGCCUGGCUCCGUCAGAGCCGGCACUGGCAGACCCAGGUACUGGAGGAAGAGGCUGCAGCAGCCCUGCAGAAUGCCCCAGAUGCCGAGCCCUCUGGCCUGGAUGACGUUUUCCAGGAAGGAAAUCCAAUCAACAAGAUUGAAGACUGGCUUCAAGAUUGUGGAUACUCUGAAGAAGGGUUUUUUGAGGAAGCAGGACAGCUGAACUACAAUGGGUGCCCCAGCCAUGGAACCAGCUUUGAAGAUGACUUGAGCCUUGGAGCAGAGGCCACACUGUUGGCCGCCAGCAGCAAACUCUACUCCAGGAGCUUCCUGGAGACAUCCCGGCCCGGACAGCUACUAGAUCUUGGCUGCAGUUUGGCUUCCAGCAGCAUGACUGGUGGGACCAACAAGACUAGUUCAAGCAUCUCGGAGAUUCUGGACAAGGUGCAGGAAGAUGCGGAAGAUGUCCUUUUCAGCCUGGGCUUUGGUCAGGAGGACCACAAAGACACUUCUCGAAUCCCUGCUCGAUUUUUCACCACCCCCUCUCAAGCCAAAGGCAUUGAUUUCCAGCUCUUCCUGAAGUCCCAGGUGCGGAGGAUUGAGAUGGAAGACCCUUGCCUCAUGCUGGCCAGCAGGUUUAAGCAAGUGCAAACACUGGCCGUCACUGCAGAUGCCUUCUUCUGUCUCUACUCCUACGUGUCUAAGACACCUGUCCAAAAGUUCACACCAUCCCACAUGUUCUGGAAUUGCAACCCAACUGAUGUGCCAUCCAUCAAGAUUCUGUCCCCAGAGCCUGAACCUCACUCACCCAGAGAGCGCCUCCGGAAAGCCAUCUCCAAAAUGUGCCUGUACACAUGCCCACGAGAUAGGCUAUCGCCACCCGACCAUACUCCCAAAAGAAACAGUUUAGACCAGGUGGUGUGGGAAGUGAUGGACAGAGUGAGAGGAGAGAAGUUGGUCCUCCAGCAAGACUCUGGGUUUGGACCAGGCCCACAGGGAGAUCCCUUGCACCCUAUCAAGGGUACAAAACUGCCUACUUCUUCCUGUCCAUGUGUUCUCUGCCUUAAAGAAGAAACACAGCAGGGGAUGUCCACAUGGCAAGAACCUUCAGAAACUCUGGAUUCUGACCUCAAGAUACCAUGUUGCUCACAUUCUUUGCCCAGAGCAGAUCUACAGUGGAGCACAGACCCUGCACAGGUAAAGACAGAGCUGUGGGGGCUACAGGCCACCAGUAAGGAAGCCCAUUCAGUCAAGGAUGAUGCCUUCUGGAUAAGAAAGAGCAGAGCAAGAAGGAGUCUGUUUCAGAAGAAUCCCAUGGGCAAGAAGGUUAAAUCACUGGAUUUGUCCACCAUCCGACAGAAAUGGAAACAGAGUCAAGAGAGAACAGAAAUGCACCGAUCUCUAACUGAGCAGUGGCAGGACACUUUGGACUUGGAGGGAUCUCGGUUACAGGUGCAAAGCAACAGUGAGGAGGAGGAGAGCCACUGGCCCAGCAGACCUGAACAUCACCACCUCUACCAGACUUUUGCUGGUGAAGACUCCAGAAGCUUUCACCACCACCACACCCACAGCACAUUCUCUGACAGCAGUGACUUCACAGAAGAGCCUAAUUCCCACCUCUCCUUACAGGAGGCUCUACAGCCUCCAACAUCCAGCUCCUGCUCCCUGGCCCUGCAAACUCCUGACCUCAGUAAGAGAAAAGCAAGACGGUACACCAGACAGAAGACCAGAGUGAGAGACUUGGAAUCUCCAUCCUGA